Zea mays is the source of this 1033-nucleotide messenger RNA. RefSeq lists its product as uncharacterized. Lineage: Eukaryota; Viridiplantae; Streptophyta; Magnoliopsida; Poales; Poaceae. The transcript has 3 exons. The coding region runs from base 309 to 701 and encodes 130 amino acids. The record is from RefSeq and is a predicted model, not a curated record.
AUAUGAACUCCAUUGGCCUAAAUGACAUGGAUUUGUUCGGCAUGCCCACAGGAGGGCCCCACCAUGACAGUAGCAAAACUAAUGGCAGGGGAGAGAAUCUUAAAUCCCCUCCUCACCCCUCCUGCCUCACCAGAUUUGAUGCACACGGCAUGCAAAUCCUGCAGGCUGUUGCUUCUCAGCAGGGCCAAAAGCUGUGCCUUUGGCCUAGCAGUAGCUACCACUAGUACCAGGAGAUCUUCCCGUCCCAACAUCUUCGACAGAGGAAUCAGCUGUGGGAGCUCGUGAGGCAGAGGGCGGGCAGAGACAAGAUGGAGAAGGAACACAUCAAGAUGGCCAUGCUGAGGCAAGAGCAAACAUUCAGGCAGCAGGUUCAGAAGCAGCUGAUGACGCAGACGCAGAUUACCCAGCACCACCAGCAACGGUGUGGUAGCUCAGGCAAGACGGAGGAGGAGGAGGACUUCAACCUGGAGCUGACGCUGGCAACAGGGGCUGGAAGGACGCGGCAGGAGAAGCCAUCCACUUCAGACUCCGAAGCGACCAUGUCGUCGUCGACAUCUGCAGAAUCAGAGCAAGCUCAGAGGUUCAUGCCCAGUUCCAAUGUAACAAACCUAAGGUUCCAGGGCGAGAGCAAUAGGCAUGAUGAUCAUCAGGUCAUGCAGUCUGCUUGGCGCUAUCAAUGUUUAAGUCUCAAGAUGGCGUGAAGGGAUUAAUUAGACAGGGUUGGCAUGGGAGUGCCCUAAACAAAAGCAAGUGCAUUGCUGCAUGUAUGUAUGUAUAUUACGAUUUCAUUGCAACUGUAGGAACGAGCUCAAAAAAGAAGGAAAUGAUAGGCAAACUAAAAUGAACCAGACGAGAAGAAAAAGAAUCAAAUCGUGUCUGUUGUUGUUUUGUGGCAAAGAGAACAGGGCCACUUACAUCUAGAUAACCAGAUACAGAGAGUUUAGUUCAAGUAAAUGUACUUUUGAGCAACAGGAUCAAAGACCGUACAAAGAUGUCAUCAUACAAGACCAAUGGACCUAGUGUAAUUUGCCCA